This is a messenger RNA of Papaver somniferum (opium poppy), 1248 nucleotides long. RefSeq names its product protein Jade-1-like. Bases 29 to 1051 code for a protein of 340 amino acids. Gene Ontology annotation, biological process: regulation of transcription by RNA polymerase II. NCBI's taxonomy places the organism in Eukaryota, Viridiplantae, Streptophyta, Magnoliopsida, Ranunculales, Papaveraceae. The record is from RefSeq and is a predicted model, not a curated record. The transcript is spliced from 2 exons.
UAAGAGAGAGAGAGAGAGAGAAAGAGAGAUGGAGGGUAAAAAAUUCUAUGAGGUUCAUCCAUUGAAGAGAUUCAAGCUAAAAAGUAAACAAGAUGAAAAAGGAGAAGAAAAUCUGAUAUCUUCUUCAAAGUUGUUACCUGCAAAAAAGAGAAUGAAAUGUUUAGAUCUAAACUCAUCACCUAAAAUACCUCUUCAAAAUCAAACAUCUUCAGUUUGUUUACCAGCUAAAAAAAGGGUUUGGGCUAUUCAACCUAUUACUCCUGAAAAACCCAUUCAACUUUUUGAUCUAAAUCUCGAAUACAAACAAUCCCCAGAAAAAACUCACAAAAAAAUCUGUUUUUCUGAGUCCAAAUCUGAAGAACAAGAUGUCAAUAAUGGUGUUACUGUAGAAGAAGAAAAAGAAGAAAUCGAAAGAGAGGAGGGUCUUGAGGAGGAAGAAGAAGAUGAUGGGAUUGUUUGUGAUGUUUGUAAAAGUACAGAUGGAGAUCCAUCAGAUCCGAUUGUUCUUUGUGAUGGAUGUGAUCUAAUGGUUCAUUCAACAUGUUAUGGGAAUCCACUGAUUGAAGGCAUCCCUGAAGGAGACUGGUUUUGUUGCACUUGUCAAGCUUCGAUUGAUAAUGAGAAGAAAGAAAAAUCAAAUCUUGAUUGUUGUCUUUGCCCUGUAAAAGGAGGAGCAUUGAAACCCACCACCGAUAAUCGAUGGGCUCAUAUAACCUGUGCUUUAUUGGUUCCAGAGGUUUUUUUUAGAGAUCCAGAAGGUAGACAAGAUAUUGAUUGUUCUAGGGUUCCUGGUAAAAGAUUUAAAGAGGUUUGUUAUGUUUGCAAAUCCAAAAAUGGCUGUGUCAUUCAAUGUUCUGAACCUAACUGUGAUUUAGCAUUUCAUAUUACUUGUGGUUUGAAACAAGAACUCUCUAUUGAAUUCAAAGAAGGAAGGAAUUCAAGAAAAGGCGGUAUUGUUGCUGGUUUCUGCAAAUCACAUACCGAGCUCUGGGAAAAGCAACAACAAACAGGGAAGUACAAAAUUGUAGCCAGAGAUGCCGAUAGGAAGUAAGAUUGAAGCCGUGAUUUGAAUCCCAUGCCGCAUAGAUAUAAGGUUUUUUCUUUCCCGUUUUUAUGUUAGGGAAUUUGGUUUUAGUUUGCAAAUGUUAGGUUUGACUUAGCAUUCUAUUCAGUUCUACUUGUCAAUUUACUCACUGGUGUUUCCAGUGAAUUCUCUGUAAUUGAAUAAAUUAAAUCUAUUUUGCUGAU